AGUAAGUUAGCUUGCCAUUCGAGAGUCAACUUAUUCUACUAGCGUUAGUUGACGUUUGAUGACCACAACAAUAGCCGUUUUGUCGUUUAUUCGUUCGACAAAAGGCCAAAUGUUUUCAGACAUUGAAGAAAUUACAACACCAUGGAUUGGAGCAUUUUCAUCGAGCUAAGUAUGAUGUAACAAAAGGACAAUGAAAGCACAGUGUCUUUGGACAAUACUGCACCAGGACCCAACUUCAUUUUGUCCAGAAAAAGAAACCAUAUAGAAUCCAUCACAAGUAGAGCAGAGUUCUUCAGCAGUACCUUCAAAAAAUUCUACCUAGAAGAAGGUAUAGAACAUAGAGAGAUGUUUGCCAAGCUGAAAAAAAAGAUUGCAGAGGAGGCGGCCACAGCACCGCGCACCGGUGUUCGUAUCCCCCGCUCUGUCAGCAAGGAGUCCAUCACCUCAAUGGGAGCAGACUCUGGAGAUGACUUCGCUUCUGAUGGUAGCAGCUCCAGAGAUGACCUUUCUUCACAGAUCCUCAGAAGGAAUGAUCAGAUUCGUAAGCUGGAGGCCAAACUGUCAGACUACGCUGAGCAGCUACGACUUAUGCAGAAGACCAAGGACAAGCUUGAAAUUGCGUUAGAAAAGCAUCAGGAUUCCUCCAUGAGAAAACUUCAAGAACAGAAUGAGUCCCAUCAGGCCAGUCGAGCCAAAAUGGCAGAGGGAAUGGCUUUAGCCUUGGAAAAGAAGGACCAGGAAUGGAUGGAGAAGGUGGCCCUUGUGGAAAAGGAGAAGGCUGCCCUCUCAGCCAGGCUGGAGACAAUGAUGGAAGAGAGCAUGAAUCUGUUCCAGAGGAGAGACGAUCACGACGAGCUGAGGGGCUUCCAGCAGCAGGAGCUUGCUAAAGUGAAACAUAUGUUGUUGAGGAAGGAGGAACAGCUGAGCCAACAAGAUGGAGCACUCCAGCAGAAAGAGACUGAACUUCAGAAAGCCAAGCAAGGAAUGGCUGAAGUUGAGAGGAGUCUCCAGGUUGUGCUACAAGAACAUGAAGAAAGCUGUAGACUCAACACUGAGUUGGAAAUAGAAAGAGAGAUGCUACUUGAGGUCAGAGAGGAGGCAAACAAGAAGAUCAACGAUUUAGAGGGAAGGGACCGGGAAUUGCAGGUGGUCAUUAAGCAAGUGUCUGAAGACUUCCAGAAGUCUCAGGAAAUGGUGACAUCUUUAGAGAGGUCCCUCCAUGUCUUACAGACUGAACAUGAUGCCCUUAAACUACAACAGCAAAAGGCUGCUGUGACAGAGGAGGAGAAGGAGCGUGUGUUGGGAGACCUUCAGAAGAAGGUGAGCUCUCUGGAGAAACGUCUGCAAGAGGACUUGAGCCAGGAUGAGCACCUGCAGGAAUUCCUAAAGGAGAAGUUCACCCUAGAGCAGAGGCUCGAGGAGUCCAGGAUGGAGCUGCUAGAGGUGCGCACUAAAAACGCUGAUACAGUCAGCACUCUGGAUGCACAGUUAGCAAGAAUGGGCUGCAACGUUACUGAGCUACAGACUCUCCUACGACACAAAGAUGACUCCUCCACAGCCUACAGAGAGAGAACAAAUGCACAAAUAGCUGGUCUAGAGCAGCAAGUCCUAGAAAGCAGUGAGAGGCUGAGGAGAGCAGAGCUACUCAUGGCAGAGGAACAAGAACACAUGGUGAAACUGCAAGCAGAGUGGACUACAGACAGGGCUGUACUGGAGCAGCAGGUCUUCUCAGAGCAGCAGCAGGGCCAAGAGAAGGCAGGCAGGCUGGGGGAGCAGAUCUCUGCUUUGCAAGCCGAGAAAGAGACGCAGUUGGCCAGCUUCCAAGGCACGAUUGAUGAGCUGGAGCAGGAGAGGGCAUCCCUGCUACAAGGCAGGGACAAAGCAGAAGUUACUCUGACAAGAUGCACAGAAGAGCUGGAAUAUGCCAGGGCAGAACUGAGCAGUCGUCAGACUGUGAGUGUGGAAAUCGCCAAGGCUCUGGAGGACACAAGACGACAGAAGGAGGAGCUCCAGCUACAGGUGGGCGAGUUGACAACAUCCCUUCAGAUGACACAGCAGAAACUGGCCAACACUACUGAGCAGUUAACCCAGAGGGAGGAAGAUGUAAAAGCACUAAGCCAUGAGCUCCAGUCUGCCCAGACGUCUCUGUCUCAGUUGGAGGAAGAGAUAGAGAGGCAACGGGCCCAGCUGAAGGAGAUGGAAACGGAUAAAGACGGACAACUAGAUAGCCUUAGGAAGGAAGUACUCAGCCAAACAGAACACCUGGACUCCUGCCAGUCACGGGUAUCUUACCUUGAGGUGGAGGUUGAGACCCUAACAGAGCAGCUGCAGACCUCAGACGUGUGUGAGCCGGAGCAGAAUGGCACCGUGACUGUGGAUGACUUGGACCACAUUCAGAAGGUCAACAGAGACCUGGAACAGCAGCUUGCUGACAGGAACAAGACCAUCAAGCAGCUGCAACAGAGACUAGCAGAACUGAAGAGGACCCUACAGAAGGAACUGAAGCUAAAGCCGGACCCAGAAGCUGAGGGAAAAGACAAGUUGUCAGAAUACCGGGGAGAUAAACAGGAGAGGCUAUAUUCUGAACCGGCCACGUCUGCAGCCCCAGUCCUAACCCCAAGCCCCCAAAACCCUCCAAACUCUAACACCACUGUCACCAACACCUCAGACCUCAACGAUUCACGAGAGAUCAACUUUGAGUAUCUCAAACAUGUUGUUCUCAAGUUCAUGUCAUCCAGAGAGGCUGAGGCGUUUCAACUGAUAAGAGCAGUCUCUGUGUUGUUGAACUUUUCACGUGAGGAAGAGGACAUGCUGAAGCAAACUCUGGAAUAUAAGAUGUCCUGGUUCGGAUCUAAGCCGUCUCCAAAGGGCAUCAUUCGGCCUUCAAUCUCAGCAGCACCGGCUCACUGGAGCUGAUUGGGAACAUAAAGAGCCAACGUAUUGGAGAGGAAGAACAGGAUGGCACAUGUACUCGACCUUCAGUAAAAUACAUCCUCCUUCCCUGGCUCCCAUUACAGUGGCAGCCAGUGCCCUGAGGAAAACUCUACAGAAGCUUUAAAACGGUCUCAAACUCAAUUUCCUUUGUAGCUCUUUUUGGGGGGGAAAUGGGAAAAAUAUUUUUUUUUCUUUUCUUUUCUUUUUUUUUGUGGGAGGGGGGGGCUCCUAGAAAGACUCCCUUGUUGAUUUUGAAAUAUGUUCAAAAGGCAAAGAUGAAGGCAGACUUUUUAAGCCUUAAAUUGUAACCAUAUAUAGAUGGAGUGAAAUCUCCGAUGGAGUGAAACUGUGUGUUAGAUAUGGAGUAAGAAGGUGCGGGUUUUUUUCUCUCCCGAAUUUAAAAGUUUAUGUACUCAUUGAAGGUGGUACUUGUUGCCAAUGACUUGCUAUAGUCAGUGAUUGGAAGAGGGAUCAUAACUUAAUGUGGAAGAUAACAUUCAUGUUUUCUACACUUUAAGGCCUCUCUAGAUAGACAGUGCACAUGUUGAUUUUGGAAGAAUAAUGUUUUUGACAUCUGUUUAUUUACUAUUAACCUCAUAGGGCUUCUCUAUGAAACUGGGUCAUUUUAAUGACAACCUUUAAACUUUUAUGGUUCCGUGUCAGAGUUCGAACCAUACUCUGACUGCCUUGGUAUCAGCAAAACAAAGUUUAUUUUGAAGACAAGUUAGAUAAUCAUCACAAUGUUAUGUCUGUUAUGUAAAAUAGUUGAAUAUGUAAGCAAAGAUGAUUGGAGGACAUGCUCAACCUUUACCUGCCUUGUGUUGAUGUAAAUGAAAGUACAUUCCUCACAUCUAUUUAUAUACGAGAAAACUGUACAUAAGCAAUGAGAACUUUUUAAAGUCAGUAGGUGAAAAUGGUUUGAUGUGGCCAGUUGCAGUAUUUAUCAUCAUUACCUUCCCAUUAUAGUUUCUGCCUUCAGUUUGUAGCUUGAUGCCACUGCUCAUUACUAUCUUGUAACUUCUGUGUAAGCACAUUCAUGAUGUUAAGAGCUCUUCAUCCAUUGGUGAAAAGCCCAGAAAAUAUUUCUAUUGUUAGACCGCAUCGUUUGAUUCCUAAAGCAGUCUGUCUUAAAAAGGUUUUAUUUAUGUAAGCUUCUUGGGCUUUAAAUUCUAGGGUACUUAUGAUUUUAUUUAUUCUAGUAAUAUGUAGAAGAUGUGAAGCAGAAACAUGUCUGACAUUACUGUUUUCUGAGGUAGCAUUUCAAUCUUGCAGGAGGAAAAUUCUAAUUAUUCAGCUUAAGUAUGGCAAGACAGACAUAAAGAGGAUUUAGCACAUAAUUUAAUGGGACACUGUAAACAUUUUGUUACUAAUGACGGGUAAGAAAGGGCAGCAUUUAAGUUUAGUACUUGGAAGACGGGGCUAUUGAUUUCAUCUACUGUCGUGAUAAUCCAAGCAACAAUGCACUUUUUAGUUCCGUUUGAUUCUGUUGUUAAACCCUGCAACAAUACUGCACAAUCACUACAUGUUUCUUUUCUAUUUCUUUGAUUUAAAAUGGCUGCCACUACUGAUUGGACUGUUCUUAUUUACCGAUAAUAAAUCGAGGAUUUAAAUUGUGAUUUAUUGUGUA
Lampris incognitus (smalleye Pacific opah) is the source of this 4561-nucleotide messenger RNA. It is a transcript of the gene golga1, whose product is annotated as golgin A1. The record is from RefSeq and is a predicted model, not a curated record. The transcript has 24 exons. NCBI's taxonomy places the organism in Eukaryota, Metazoa, Chordata, Actinopteri, Lampriformes, Lampridae. Gene Ontology annotation, cellular component: Golgi apparatus. The coding region runs from base 346 to 2916 and encodes 856 amino acids.